Messenger RNA from Planococcus citri (citrus mealybug), 2419 nucleotides. RefSeq names its product glucose dehydrogenase [FAD, quinone]-like. The transcript has 4 exons. Lineage: Eukaryota; Metazoa; Arthropoda; Insecta; Hemiptera; Pseudococcidae. Gene Ontology annotation, molecular function: flavin adenine dinucleotide binding; oxidoreductase activity, acting on CH-OH group of donors. The record is from RefSeq and is a predicted model, not a curated record. The coding region runs from base 287 to 2200 and encodes 637 amino acids.
UUUGGCUAAACCAUAUAAAGCUGGUUUGAAAACCACAAUUUACCAGUAAUGUACGAAAUCUGUUUGUGAUACAUUUUUUGAUUUCUCUGUCGUUCUAGAAAAAUUUAUGAUUCAGAUUCGUCAACCUGGAGUAAUAGAAUCGCGGUUUUCAUCGUUGAAAAAUAUGUGAAGUGACUGAUUUAUGCGGUGAUUUGAUUCUCGGAAAAUUGUUUCAAUUAUUCAGACGUUUUGUACCUAAUUGAAUUUCGUAUUUUUUCGCAACUCGCGUUUCAAAAAUUUCCAAGCGAUGAAGUUUUUAGGAUGCGUUCUUUUUAUCUGUUACAUUCAUCUGUGUCAUCGGGGUCACGCUUUAGACAACCCACCCGACAGUUGCUCCGGAUGUACUUUCGAUGACACACCAACGAUACUAGAUGCACGUCAAUGCUCAUCCACUAACAAAUUGAGCAAAGAGGAUAAAGAUUACUUGAAAACCGUCGACAAUGAGAUGAGAAAUAAUUGCAAAAUAGCAGACCCAUGUCGUCGAGUACGCAGCAUGAAGGCAUCGGAUGAGAAAGUAUUCGAAGACAAUAAAUACGAUUUCAUAAUCGUCGGUGCAGGUGUCGCAGGUCCAGUUUUAGCGAACAGACUGAGCAGUGUUGACAAAUACAAAGUUUUACUACUAGAAGCCGGUCCGGAAGAACCUGUCGGGGCAUCUGUGCCUUAUUUCUCUAAUUCUGCGGUCAAUACUUCGGUAGAUUGGAAGUAUCAAACCCAACCUGAGGCGAAUGCGUGCCUAAAAACAAAGGGAGUCUGCGACUGGCCUCGUGGUAAAAUGGUCUGCGGCACUUUCUGCAUGUCAGGUAUGAUGUACACCAGAGGCAGCCCAGAAAUCUACAACUCGUGGUCGAAGCAGGGAAACGUCGGAUGGAAUUUCACCGAAGUCUUGAAAUAUUUCAAACUAUCCGAAAGAAAUACCCAAUCGAAGGAUAAAAUCGACCCCGAAUAUCACGGUUUCGAUGGCCCAAUGCCCGUUGGCAACUUCCCCCAUAUACCAAAAAUAGCCACAAUCAUGUUGGAAGCAGCCAAACAGGCCGGAUUCGGAAUCACCGAUCUGAGCGGUAAAAAUCAGACCGGAUUCGCCGCCGCAUCUGUAAUGGUCGACAACGGCGUACGUGCCAGCCCGAACCGAAUGUAUUUACGACCGAUUCUAAAACGUCAAAAUUUGCGAGUUUUCAUCGAGUCUUACGCGACGAAAAUCAUAUUCGACAAAGAUCGAGCCGUAGCCGUCGAAUUUGUGGAUAAAUUCAACAAAACUCAUAAAGCGUUGGCCAAUCGAGAGAUCAUUUUAUCCGGUGGAACUAUCGGGUCCGCUCAAUUACUCAUGUUAUCUGGGAUAGGACCCAAAGAGCACUUGGAGAAACUGAAAAUACCCGUCAUCAAAGACCUACCAGUGGGUAAAAAUGUACACCAUCAUGUCGGCGUCGAAGGCACAGCUCGAUUUAAAAACAUACAAGAAAACUACUUCAACCCUGAUUCGCUCAAGUUAUACUUGACCAAUCAAACCGGACCGUUUUCCAGCACAGGUCUGACACAAGUCAGCGGAUUCUGGAGUUCCUCCAAAGCUAAACCCAAUAUCCCUGAUAUUCAAUUCUUCCUCGAUCCUUACUGCUCUCCGGAUGAAUGCCAUAAAUUCUAUAAGAAAUGGGAAAAUCAAACCGUGGCUGGGAUGAGAUCCAUUUACCUUAUUACCGACUGCCGAGGAAAAAUAGAACUCAGUUCGAACAAUCCCUUCGAUUACCCGAAAAUCUAUGCUAAUUACUUAUGUGAUAAGAAAGACGAGGAGGCUACGGUCGAAGGAAUUUUAAAACUUCAACAGAUCCUCAACACGACCGCGUUUAAAGACUAUUACCUGGGAUUCGGUGCUCCUGAUGAAUCUUUAUGCACAAAUUUCACUAAAAAUCCUUCCGAAUAUUGGAGAUGCCAAACCAGAAUGAAUACGUUGGGUGAAAACCAUCACGCUGGAAGUUGUAAAAUGGGUCCGUUGAAUGAUAACAGUACGGUGGUAGAUCCUCAACUCAGGGUGAAAGGUAUACAAGGCCUGAGAGUUGCUGACGCAUCCAUUAUGCCAACACCUAUCAAUUGCAACACCAUUGCUCCUGUUUUAAUGAUUGCUGAAAAGGCCGCUGAUAUGAUCUUGAAUCCUGGCCCCGCCCCAAAAUAGGCCAGUUUGAGGCGAUUUUUCCAUAAAGAAAACCAAAAAUGGGAUAUCCAUCGUAGCAAACCAAAGCAAUAGAAAAUCUUUCGGUUUGAUGAAUUUAAUCUCGCAGUAUUAAAAAGAAAUGAGAAAAUGACUCAUGUUUUUUAGAUUAAGUAUUGAGUAAGUUUGUAAAAAAUUUCAUUAUGUUAGUAAAUUGGAUCAAUAAAACUAUUUUCUCUGAAA